Cornus florida is the source of this 694-nucleotide messenger RNA. Its product is annotated as protein SAMBA. Lineage: Eukaryota; Viridiplantae; Streptophyta; Magnoliopsida; Cornales; Cornaceae. Bases 134 to 466 code for a protein of 110 amino acids. Gene Ontology annotation, molecular function: anaphase-promoting complex binding. The transcript has 3 exons. Gene Ontology annotation, biological process: negative regulation of organ growth. The record is from RefSeq and is a predicted model, not a curated record.
UCUUCCACUUCAAUUUUACGAAGUGGGAAGGGGAGAGAGCAACCUUCCCAAAAAAAUCGAAAGGGAGAGAGCAAUGGAUGGAAAAUUUUCUUGCUGAGUAAAUUUUCUGGGGAAAAGGAAGAAAAUAAACGAGAUGAGUAACAGUAACAGUUCAUUGUCAUCAUCACCGGCUCGUUCUUCCAUUUCCACUACAGCAAUCGCAGGGACGAAUGCUCCUUCUGCUCUCGCCGUCGAUGACUUCCACUUCCCUGCCGAUAUCAUAUCCAUCCAAGAUCGCAAGGACGAGGCACUUCUUGUUCUGAAAUCUGAUUUAAUGGCUGCACUUAACAAGGAGGUUAAAUCUUUGGAUGAAGAUAGCUGGAUGUUUGAUGGACCUCGGUCACGUAUUAAUCGAAUAUCAAGGCGAGGUCUUCAGUACAAGCAUAUGGAAGUAACAAAAGAUCGUCACAUGGCCCCACCAAAAUGAUUCAGUAACUCUGCUGAGCAUCAUCUUGUACCCGUUGUCUGUCGAGAGCUGCUGUUUUUACCCGUUGUCUUGAUUCUGGAUGUUCAACUAGUUAUCUAAACCUAGGAACGUAUAGUUAAGUCGAUCAACAUGCACGAUUUUAAAAAAUUAAACACGAAAGUGUCAACUGUAAGUUGGGUUACAUUUUGGAUUCUGUUUUAAUCAAAGCUAUAUAGGAUUGUUGAUUUA